This is a messenger RNA of Coprinopsis cinerea okayama7#130, 3498 nucleotides long. RefSeq lists its product as hypothetical. Gene Ontology annotation, molecular function: DNA binding. The transcript has 8 exons. The record is from RefSeq and is a predicted model, not a curated record. Bases 1 to 3498 code for a protein of 1165 amino acids. NCBI's taxonomy places the organism in Eukaryota, Fungi, Basidiomycota, Agaricomycetes, Agaricales, Psathyrellaceae. Gene Ontology annotation, biological process: regulation of DNA-templated transcription.
AUGUUUCGACGCCUGGGGCAGUUUGUCAAGUCUCUCGUUGGCAGCGAACGCGACAUUUCUGGCGAUCCAACUGGAGAGUUUGUGGGUAAAGACCGGAAGAAGAAGCGACGCCGAAAAAGCAAAAGGGACCGCUCGGCAUCCCCUCCAAAUGCAUUUGUACCUCCUAUGGUCUGGCCUGGAUACUCAUACCCGCCUCCUGGAUUCCCCCUGCCUGGGUAUCAUUCACAGAUACCAUUUCAUCCCCCCUUCAACCUCUCGAAUGACUCAUUCCAGCGAAUGCUUCUACAACACAACACGAAGCUACCCACAUCAGACUUGAAGACCGGCACAGUACCAAUUGCUCCCAACCGGAAGUCGACAAAGAAGCGCGCUCGGAGCCCCUCCUACUCAUCUGGGUCGGAGAGCAUGACCAGUCACACGGAGGAUAAUUCUGACGAUGUGAACUUCAAUGGACUCGGAGAUGACAACAAAUCCGAAUCGGAUAGCAAGUCCGCUGAUAUCGUUGACGAACAUGAUUGGCCCAACGGCGAUGUCGAACGGAGGUGCCUUGAAGCCGUGAAGAAGGAGACCCGCCUUGGAGAAAGCAAAUGGGCGUUUCGGUCCACUGGACACCAUCCUUGGCGUGGGGUGACAGCGGAGGCACGCAAAUGUCUGGGCGUCUUUCUCUGCUCCAACCCCUCUUGCGCCCGUCCGGUUCGUCCUAAAACCCAGGCAGCUGCCCGCGAGAAGCAGCUCGCAACCCCCUGCACCAUCUGCAAAUCUUCACUUGCCCACCAUCCUUGCAACGUUCGAGCCUUCUACUACACCAUUGUCGAUGGCGGCGAGACAUAUUCUGUUUGGGAGCACGCUGGAACGCAUACACACAAGCGGCCACCCGAUCCACGUCAGCUAACUCUCAACGAGCGGACCAAACUUGACCAGCAGGUCCCUCGUGCGCCAAAGGCCACCGUACAUCAAUUGCGGGUUGGUGAUCUGGUUCCAGGGUCUGUCCCAUUGCAUGGCAUUAAGCCCACGCUCGCACAUCCGAAAUCUGCGAACUACGCGGUUCAGCAAAGUAGAAAGCGCCAAGGCCUCCUCUCCCCCGACGAAUCAGUGAAAGGGGUGUUCUCGUGUUUCGAGCUCUUUGCAAAUCUGAACACCAAACUUGGCGAGGAGUUCCUCAUCGAGUCCAGUGUCAGCUCGCCGGCCUUUCUCAUGUUUCAGAACAGGUUUAUGCGCUGCGUUCUAGCUGAUGCGGUGGUCAGUUGGGACAAGGACGCUCCCGAACUUGUAGGCCAACACGGUGGUGUUACAGAUGGAAACCACUCGUUCUUCCGCAAUGGAACAUUGGUCGCAACCGCUGUUUACGACACCAUAAUCCAAACCUGGGUCCCAGUUCUUUACACCUGGGUCCACAAGCUCGAUACCGAACAUCAUCUCCCUCAUUUCCGGAAGAUCGCUCACCAAAUCGUCGACAUUUGCCAGGAGAAAGGAUUGGAACUGAAGGAUGAAUUCCUUCUGCAUGUCUUCGACUUUGCCCAGGCAGAACACGCUGCACAUGCAGAAUCGUUCGUAGAGGCCAAAAUUCGGAUGUUUAGCAACUGGCACCACCUCAGUCCCGAGGCCCAGGCUAUCCAGAGGGCGGAGUGGCUCAAGAUGGCGGAGAAGUACCAAGUCGGCUGUCGCGUUCACUUCAAACGUUCAGCCAACCGUAUCCAGUCAUCGCACAGCCUUGUUCCCCCUGAAGACGGCACCAGCUUCAUGUCGAAGAUUCACCAGCUUUUGUCCAAAAAGACAUCAACCGAAUCGUUUGACUCCAUUAUCAACGACCUUGCUGCAACGUACCCAAGAAUAACUGGGUGGCUUUCAUGGUGGCUUCGGUCGCGAAUCGCGUCCUUGAUUUUUCCUGCCAAAAGUCUAGUGGAACCUCAUCACCGAGAGAAAGUUCCCAACUCGUCAAACGUGAUCGAGAGCAUCCACCACCUUACAAACCACGCCGUAGGGAAGGAACAUGACAUUGUGAGUGGUGCAGAGUCACUCCUCAUCCACAGCCGGGAGCUUGAGGCUCAGCGUCGCUCAAUUCAAGAUGGCCACAACGAGCCUUUACCGCCUCGAUCGCCACAGAAACCGAGAAAACCGGUGGUUCCAGUUGACGACUCAGUUAACGGACGUGCUCCCGAUACUGUGGAGCGUCUGGGUUUGCCUCCCUCUGUACCUCAAGACCAGGUGUCUCGUUCAACUUCCAUUCGAGAAGUGGAACUCCUCGCCUACGUGUGGAAUGGCCGCAACUCCUGCUUCUGGGAUUCCGGGCUCGAGCUACUGUACCGAGCAUACUGUUGCUGGCCCGAGGAUGAGGCUCAGCGAUUUCGUCUUCAACUGAUACAGCAGGCCAAGAGUUCGUUUCUUACGUGGAUGUUCUUCCACUUCCACAACCGGAGGAUGAGGGUCGAAGAAAAUCAGAGGAGAAAAUUACGACAGGAACUUCUAAUCGGGCAACAAAAAAUGUCGCAUUAUAUCUUCGACAAAUGGGAACUUCUUCCUCAUGGAAGCUACGGGUCCGUCACCAUGUGGCUCCCUCGUGCGUUGAAGGACGGGUCACCUCCUCUGGAAAUUCAGGCGCACCUUGGCAUCCAACAACUUGCCAAUCUUCGAUGUUCAAGCGGGCAUCUCACAUCGUUCUACUCGCCCGAAACCCCGAUUGUCUGCCACUCUGUGUCAGCAGCCUACGUCCACGCCCUCACCCUCAAUGUUGGGCACACCAUUUCGAUUGGGAACUACCUUACCCGAUGGAUUCCAAACACCAAGGAGUCCGUGGAUUCCCCACUGCACGUCCAUCAUGGUGUGGCCGACUGUAGUCAAAAGUCAUGCUCACACCGCAGCUCAUUUGUUGAGGCUACCAUUUCGUGGCCACGGAUACUUUGCCUCUCAACCCUUCCAUUGGCUGACGGAAGCGCUACCCCCAAAGCCGCCUAUCCUUCGAGGCCUACUUUCGACAACAAGAUCACAAUCAUGGAUGACGAGGGAACGGUAACCUACGAACUUGUUGGACGUUCUAUCUUCCAUCAUGAGCAGCAACAUUUCACUUCCCAAGUCCGGUUUCGAAACAAGACAUUCACAUACGACGACAUCACAUCUGGGGGAGACACCUUACUCCUUCCAUCGACCGAUGAUGGCCUCCUGCAAUCGACUGUUCAACGGGAUAUGCUUUACGUCUAUUACAGGACCUCUACAAAGGCAUCGACCCGACGGUCGAAAGAGGCUAUCCUCUCUGACCAUCAAUUGUUAACUGCACUGAAGGCCCCUGUAAUGGUCCGAAAGACUGGGGAGGACGGUGAAUCGGUGUAUGAGACUGAGUCUGACAACGACUCAUUGGAUUCAGUCAUAGACUUCGACCUUGGCUCCAUGGCUGAUGUCGUCAAAUGCACAGAAGCGCCCAUCAUUUACCCCAGACGUCUCCCAAGGUUCUAUCACCCAUACCCCUUCGCCUCUCCCUCCCCAACGGCGCUCGCCGUCCAUUGA